Messenger RNA from Hydra vulgaris (swiftwater hydra), 1899 nucleotides. RefSeq names its product dopamine receptor 4. Gene Ontology annotation, molecular function: peptide binding; G protein-coupled peptide receptor activity. Gene Ontology annotation, biological process: neuropeptide signaling pathway; cellular response to hormone stimulus. The record is from RefSeq and is a predicted model, not a curated record. Gene Ontology annotation, cellular component: plasma membrane. Lineage: Eukaryota; Metazoa; Cnidaria; Hydrozoa; Anthoathecata; Hydridae.
CCUAAAUAGAACAUGUUUAAUUUUGGAUAGUUUUACAUAUUAAAAGUGGGCAUAUCCUGAUUCCUCCUUUAAUUAUAACAAAUAUUUAUUUUUGAUUUCGAAGUUUCAUUGAGGCGAUCAAAAACAUUUUGUCUGUUUGUUUGUAAGCUUGUCUUUUGUUUCUAAUACUGAUCCCAUUUUAAAUUGUUUGCUGUUGGUUUAUGUGGAAAAGAAAAGACAAAGAUAUUUUGUUUUAAACCUUAACAUCGUGUUACAAUGAAGUUUAUUGAAUAACAAUAAAAAGUAAACAUGGCAACAACUAUUGGAAAGUGGAUAAUUAUUGUGGCAUGCACAGUCUCGGUUGUUGUUGGUCUCGCAGGAAACUUUCUCAUUAUUCUUAUUAGAAUAGUCGACCCAAUAAAACGAAAAAAUAUAACUGCUUACACCUAUCUAGUUUGCCAACUGGGUGUUGCUGAUUUUUUGUUUGCAUUUACACUGGCAUUUGAAAUUCCUGUUUUACUAAAAAACGAUCAUUGGGAGUUUGGACUCGGUCUUUGUAAGUUUGUUAGAACGUUACAGUCCACAAGUCUUACAACAACCAUAGGGUUUUUAAUGUUGAUGGCAUAUGAACGUUAUCUUGGAAUUUCCAAUCCUUUGGGGCAUAGGUGGUCUAUCAAAAAAACAACUUUUUUAGCCAUUGGAAUUUGGAUAUAUAUAAUUGUAACUAUGAUUCCAUAUUUUUUAGCUUUAAGCAUUUCACAUAAUGAAUGCUAUGACGUGGAUUAUUCAUUGCCAAAUUUUAGUAAGGGAUACACACUAUUCUUGUUUGCGACAAAUUAUGUUUUGCCUUUACUUUUUAUAAUUUUUUUUCAUACUUUGAUUGUAAAAAGACUGAAUGUACAUAUUAAAAAAAUGGCACCUCAUACAAACCGAUCCAUAAAACGCAAAAAGAACGAAAAGAAACCCCUAAAACGAAAUAGUAGCUGUAAUCUAAGUGAUUCAAGCAUAAGAAGAAAUAACUAUGGCAACAAACAUUGUGAUUUUGCAGACCUAAAUGAUUUUACAGAACUAAAUGAUUACAACGAAACCCCUAAAAUAUCUAAAAAAAACAACCUAUUUGAGCAGAAAAGCAUUUUUAAUAAUAACUGUAAUGAUAACAAUGUUAGCAACGAUGUAUUAACCAUCAAUAAGAAUAACAACACAACCAGCCAGAAAAAUAACAACACAAACAGCCAGAAAAAUAACAACACAACCAGCCAGAAAAACUCUGAAAUUAGCUAUAGUGACAACGUGUUUCGUAAUGAUGAUUUAACGUAUCGUAACUGCACGAAAAAAAAAAUUACAAGUUCUUUACUGUCAUCCUUUUCCAAAAGUUUAUUUUGCCAUAAAAAACACACAACUAGCAACAAUAAAGUCAUUAGAAUGUUGCUUGCAGUCACACUAUGUUUUUCAUUAAUGACAUUGCCUACUCAAAUAUGGCAAAUUUGGGAUACAUUCUCUGUUGAACAGAACAUAACUAAAAAAGAAAAGUUACACGUAAUUGAAGUUUUUACAAGUCUCACAUAUCUACACUGUUGCUCUAACUGCAUUAUUUAUAGCGUAAUGGAUCAAAGAUUUCGAAAAGAUGUCUCAGUCUUAGUUAUGUCAGUGUUUAGAAAAAAGUUGCGAUCUACAACUCUUUAUUCAAGGGUUUCAACCACAUUUAGUCACAUGUCUAUUAAAAGACUUUAUUCUAAUGGAGCUCAAAAUGAGUGUAAAGAACAGUUGGUUGUCAUUGAAAAAGAAACCGUCUUUGAUUAACAAUUGUUAAAAAUAAACAACAGCAACUAUUUUCAUGUUGGAAGUUAAAUUUCCGUGAAGUCGUGUAAAAUAUUGUAAAUAUUAGACAUAAUUUAUUCAGAAAGUAAAUUAUUUACUUAA